Arthroderma uncinatum is the source of this 1662-nucleotide messenger RNA. RefSeq lists its product as uncharacterized. The coding region runs from base 1 to 1662 and encodes 553 amino acids. Gene Ontology annotation, biological process: ribosome biogenesis. The transcript is spliced from 7 exons. NCBI's taxonomy places the organism in Eukaryota, Fungi, Ascomycota, Eurotiomycetes, Onygenales, Arthrodermataceae. The record is from RefSeq and is a predicted model, not a curated record. Gene Ontology annotation, cellular component: ribonucleoprotein complex.
AUGAAGCUCACUCACCUCCUUUCAUAUGCCCUUCUCUCCCUCAGUGGCGUGGAGGCCGCUACUCUGAACGGUGCCUGCAAAGGCAGCGGUGGUGCCCCUGGAACCUGCAUCUCUACCUCAUCUUGCACCAAAGCUGGCGGAAAAUACAUCUCCGAUGCCUGCCCCAAUCUCCCUGCAGACAUAAAAUGCUGCUCAAAGACUUCUUGUGGUAGCGGUGGUAACUGCCGCUUCACAUCCGCCUGCUCUAGCGGAAACACCAAGUCUGGUCUUUGCCCUGGGCCCUCAGACUUCCAGUGCUGCCUACCUGCAUCCAGCGGGGGCACAUUCCCUCCACCAAAGAUACCGGCUGUUGGCAGGUGCAAGCAGACAGCCGUCGACGGCGCAAAGAAAAUCGUGGCUGCCAACCCUGGGAAAGUUAGGGAGAUUUUCUGCAUCCGAGACUGCCCUUGCCCAAGUAACAGUGAGCAUUGCUGUGGCCUUGCAACCGACAUGAUGUGCACAUCUGUCGCAGGUAAACGCGAUCGAGACGCCUUUGGCCGUUCCAUGGCUGAAUGGGUUAUGAACAACCGAAAGACCCUUAACUUGAAGUAUGUCAUCUGGGGUCAGAAGAUCUGGAACCCAUCCAGAGACAAGGUCGGCCCGUGGUCCGGAUGGCGACAGAUGGAGGACCGCGGAUCAAUCACCCAGAACCACUGGGACCACGUUCACGUCAGCUACAACGGGCUUGAAAUCUUGGCGUCGGGCCCCGGAAAAACGUAUCUGCGGGGGAACAAAUUAAUCGCACACAAUCAACUUUGGCUUCAAUUUCUUUCUUCGCACUCCGUUCUUCAUCGCCAAACUACCAACGCCAACGCCCACGGUAAUCUCGACAAAAUGCCUCCAAAGAGUGGAAAGAAAGUUGCUGCUGCCCCCUUCCCCCAGGGCAAGGCUGGCUCCAAGAAGGGUCCCAAGAACCCUCUCAUCGAGAAACGUCCUCGCAACUAUGGCAUCGGUCAGGACAUCCAGCCAACCCGCAACCUUGGCCGCAUGGUGAAAUGGCCCGCCUAUGUCCGUCUCCAGCGCCAAAGGAAGGUCCUCAACCUCCGCCUCAAGGUUCCUCCAGCGAUCGCCCAGUUCCAGAACACCUUGGAUCGUAACACCGCCGCCCAGGCUUUCAAGUUCUUGAACAAGUACCGCCCUGAAUCCAAGGUCGAGAAGAAGGAGCGUCUCCACAAGGAGGCCACCGCUAUCGAGGCCGGCCAGAAGAAGGAGGACGUCAGCAAGAAGCCAUAUGCCGUCAAGUACGGUCUCAACCACGUCGUUGGUUUGAUCGAAAACAAGAAGGCCUCUUUGGUCCUCAUCCCUAACGACGUUGACCCAAUUGAGCUCGUCAUCUUCCUUCCCGCCCUCUGCCGCAAGAUGGGUGUCCCAUACGCCAUCAUCAAGGGCAAGGCUAGACUCGGAACUGUCGUCCACAAGAAGACUGCCGCCGUCUUGGCCAUCACUGAAGUCCGUGCUGAGGACAAGUCCGAGUUCGCCAAGCUCGUCUCCGCCAUCAAGGAGGGAUACAGCGAGAAGUACGAGGAGGCUAAGCGUCACUGGGGUGGUGGUAUCAUGGGCGCCAAGGCCCAAGCUGCCAUGGAGAAGAAGCGCAAGGCCGUCGACAACGCCAUCAAGAUCUAA